Acanthochromis polyacanthus (spiny chromis) is the source of this 2190-nucleotide messenger RNA. Its product is annotated as NACHT, LRR and PYD domains-containing protein 3-like. The transcript is spliced from 2 exons. NCBI's taxonomy places the organism in Eukaryota, Metazoa, Chordata, Actinopteri, Pomacentridae. The record is from RefSeq and is a predicted model, not a curated record. The coding region runs from base 1 to 2184 and encodes 727 amino acids.
AUGAGUUCAGCUCAGCAGCUUCUCCGAUCUCAGAGAGACAUACUGGUGAACUGGACUUCUGACCAUCCAGCACCAUUGCUGCGUUGGCUCCAUGAUGAACAGGCACUUUCCUCUACCUCCUACCUGUCUCUACUGGAGAGGACACCUUCCAACGCUGUGGUCCAGGCUCUGGAGACAGUGUGUGCCACUGAGGAGAGCAGUGAAAAGUUCCUGCAGGUGUUGAGGGAUGUGCAGGACUAUUACUGCAGAGAUCUGCAAGUCUGGGUUGAGAGACACUGCAGGAAUGAUGCCAUCAGAAAGCCAGUACCUGCACCUGUUAUAGAUCAAGCAAAAUUGAAGAGUGAUGUUCUCUUGUCUAAUAUUUUCAUUAUAGUUCCCAUCUCUGCCCAUAAAACAACCCUUCUGAAACGUACAGAGCAGUUAAGAUGUUACUCAGAAGGCAAUAAAGUGGCUUCAAACUUAGCUUCUCACAUCGAGAUCCGCUACACUGACCUCUUUGUGACAGAAGAUAAUGACAUAGUCGACAGCAGCCAACACGAGUACUUUGACUUGGCCAGAAGACGAGCUCGCAUCUAUGUCCACCAGGCCUGCCAACGCAUCCGGCCUUGUCAUCUCUUCAGUCCCCAGGGACCAUCGAAUCGGCCUCCCAAAAGGGUUAAAAUCAAGGGUAUUGCUGGCAUCGGAAAAAGCGUAGCAGUACAGAGACUGGUCUAUGAGUGGGCAAUUGGGAAGAAUAUGCGUGAAUUCACUUGCAUUUUUGACCUGCGCUUCCGAGAGCUCAAUCUAAUUGAAGCCCCACUGAGUUUACUGGAACUGCUUGAAGAACGGUUCCGGUAUCUGAAGGAAGCUCUGCCUGAUCUUUUCACCUCACCAAGCUCGUUGCUCUUCAUUUUAGAUGGUUUAGAUGAGUUUAAAUUCCGCUUGGACUGGAACAGUCCAGACAAAAACAUUGAUAUAAACACAAAGGUGUCAGUGUCAGAGCUAAUGGUGGCUUUGAUCAAAGGAAGUCUUCUCCCGAAGGCAUCCGUCAUUGUCACGACGAGGCCGACUACUGAAGCGCCCAAGGGUUUCUUCCAGAGAUGUUGUGUGGUACUGGGCUUCGAGGAGGACCAGGUGAAGGAAUAUACUACCAAGUUCUACAAAGAUAGCAGAGUUGCUGAAAAAGUUUAUGAUUACAUCUUGAACAAUGACAACCUUUUCGUACUGUCCUUCAUCCCUCUUUAUUGCUACAUCAUCUGUACUGCAAUAGCUGAGUUCUUUUCUUCGGAGACUCAAGAUGUCGGUGACUCAAAGUCUCUGGAGUUAAACCCACCUAGAACAGUCAGUGAGGUUUAUUUCUGCUACUUGUUAACAGCAGUCAAGCACCAUGCACUGAAGGCAAGUGCAGACAGAAGCACGUCUAGAUCUGAGGUUCUGUCAUUAGCGAAUCAACAGCUGACAAACCUUGGAAAACUGGCUUAUGAAAAUCUGCUUCAGAGAAAGAUAAUGUUUGACGCAGCGGAUCUGAAGAACUAUGGUGUUACACCUGCUGAUGUUCAGAGCACCUUUCUUUGUCACAUCAUCCAGCCUCUCAAAGAGGAGAAAGUGGAGAUGUAUUCGUUCUUCCACUUGACAGUUCAAGAACAUCUGGCUGCCCUUUACUGUGCUGUCAACCUCUCCAGCCAGGAUGAAGUAAUCCAAGCUCUUGAUUUCUGGUGCUUUGGGCGACAUCCAGAGUCCUCUACAGCCGCAUGUCUGCAAAAUAUAGAUCUUAACAUGGACAAACUGGAGAGCCUCCAGAUGUUCACACGCUUCUUCAUGGGAAUGCUUCGAGCCCGGCUGGCAGGUCAGUUGGAUGGUCUUGUUCAUUCCCCAUUGCAGCAAGAGGAUGGCCUUCCUGCUAGGCUGGGUUUGUGGUUCCAAGGCCAGUUUAAAAGCGAGAAGCUGGAAAAUCUGGCAGCUUUGAAUCUUCUCCACUGUCUGUUGGAGUUCCACAUGAAGGAAACUACCAGUAUAGCGGCACCAGAGAUCAAGACACUUUACCUGUUUAAAAUGAAGCUCAGUGUUGCUGACUGUACAGCGAUGCAUUAUGUGCUGCAGUUUUCUCCACACAACCUGCAGGAGCUCAACGUGGGCUACUCCAACAUUGGAAACAGAGGACUCAGCAGACUGAGACCCAUCUUACAUCGCUGUGAAAGUCUCUAGUGAGUA